Molecule: messenger RNA, 2972 nt
Organism: Acanthoscelides obtectus
Lineage: Eukaryota; Metazoa; Arthropoda; Insecta; Coleoptera; Chrysomelidae
Source: the annotation of a GenBank genome assembly
UGGAAAUACCACAAUGGACCACGAUGUUUUGCCCUGACUAGCGCUAUCCUUCUCGUUUCUCAUUCUAGCCGCAAUGAAUUCGCGUUACGCCUGUUCCAUCAGUGUUGACAGUUCAUUGCAUCACAUCCGUCUUCCCCUAUUCCCAUUCUUCGCGAAAAUUUGAGCAUCGGUUCCCGGUAGUGCACUGUGCUACACCGUGGACUCGCGAAAAAAUUCUGAUUGUGUAUAUAAUGUUUUGUGCUAUAUAUAUUUUCUGAGUAAAAAUAUCCUAACCGGGUGAAAAUUAUUAUUAUAAAAAAAAGAUCAUCUGUGAAAGCAUCUCAAUAUACGAUGGAAGAAGCAGAUAGCUGCGAUGUAAGCAUGUCUGAUGGUGAAAGUUCUGAAAUGAGCAUAUCUAUAGAAGACCACCAUGAUACAGAAAAUGAAUCUGACCUGGACGAUAAUACUAAAGAGGAGGAUGAAGAUGAUACUAUCAAAGCGAUCCAAGAUGAAAGUAGGAAGCAAAGAGAUAGACCUCCAAAUAUUGAAUGUGAACACUUCAUAACAGACCUUUGCUUUCACCCAGAACAUGAUUUGCUAGCUGUUGCAAAUAUCGUAGGUGAUGUAUUGUUGUACAAGUAUUCCAGUAGUGAGGCCACACUAGAGGAAACUCUCGAACUUCACACAAAAGCAUGUAGAGACAUAGAAUUUAGUCAGAAUGGGAAUUUAUUAUUCUCCACCUCAAAGGAUAAAUCCAUAAUGAUUACAGAUAUGAAUAGUGGGAAACUGAUGAGGUUUUAUGACAACUCACAUGAUUCGCCAAUCAACUGCAUAUCUGUUAUAGAUGAAAAUAUAUUUGCUACAGGUGAUGAUGAUGGCAUGUUAAAACUAUGGGAUUUAAGGGAGAAGAAGGAUACACAACAAUGGAAAACAAAAAAGAAUACUGAUUAUAUUAGUGACAUUAUCACCAAUGAUUCUCGUCAAUAUUUGGUAUAUUCUUCUGGUGAUGGUUCAUUAACAACGAUAGACUUGAAAAAUAGGAGUGUGUUUAUGCAAUCUGAAGAAUAUGAUGAAGACUUGACCUGUCUAGGUCUGUUUCGUUCUGAAACCAAACUGCUAGCAGGAUCAUCGAAAGGAAAGUUAUAUAUUUACAACUGGAGCGAAUUCGGACUACACAGUGAUGCAUUUCCUGGCCCCAAAACAACGAUCAACGCUAUGGUUCCCAUCACUGAAAACAUUGUUAUUACCGCUUGUGAGGACGGAAAUUUGAGAGCUACUCAUCUGUUUCCGCAUAGACAUUUAGGCAUAGCCGGCCAACACAACCUAUCCGUGGAAAACGUCGACAUUUGCAACACCGGUAAAUUUAUCGCAUCUAGCAGCCAUGACAAUGAUAUACGAUUUUGGAAUAUAGAGUACUUUGAAGAUUUUGAAAAAGUGAGCCAAAAACAUAACAAGCAUAAUACAAGGAAAGAACUCAGGAACAACUUACCUUCUUCAAUGAUGAAAAACUCUUCAGAUUUCUUCAGUGGAUUAUGUUGAGCCCUAAUAAUUUUAUAGUAUUAAAUGAUGUGUUACAAAUUGCAUUUUUUUUUUAGCAAGGCUAGCUGCAUUGAUAAGCUACAACUAUUUUGCGAUGUGUACUAUUUAUCACUUAUCCGUAAUUUGAAUUUCUCUUCAUCGAUAAUAGAGUACCCAUUCCUAGGCCAAACCCUUUUCAAUGAUUUUCUUUUGGCAAAUUCAAUAGUUUAUUGAUUGUAUAAUUUCACUCGUAUUAUAUCUUUCUUUCUCAGCGAUUCAGUAUGGUGUUGACGAUCAGCAAAAAAAACUAGUUUUUCUCCUUUAGUUGGUUUCCUAUAAAACAUAUCUUCUUCAAGGCCACUCAAGAUACCUUCUUCCAGAACGUUACGUGUUCUGCGUGAUUCGCUUUUCUGUUUCCGUUGAGGUCGUGGUGCAGAGAUCGUUUCGUCAUUUUCCGGACUCUGUGAUAUUAGGCCCCAAGCGCCAAUUCAUGGACUAACACCUUUUUUUUUGUGUAACUUAAGUUUAGUCAUUUUGGCUUGGAUGCUACGUCUUCCAUUUUUUUAUGGGAUUUUGACCCUCAGCGGUAAGUUCUUUUUUUUAUAUACAUUCGGACCACGUGCCUUAAUGCGUGUCCUGAUGACGCUCGUUCAAUAUCUGCUUUCUUUUAAUCAAUCAAUAGAAACAGAAGAGAAUCAUCAUCCUUUCUCCUCCAGUUAGUUGUAUCUUGUUGCAGUUUUGCAAAUUGGUGGAAGCCAUCCCCUUGGAAGAAAAAACCUGAUGUGAACAGGUAAAAUAUCAUUCUAAUUAACAAUUUCAUAGAUCUUUAUACAUUUAUCAUUGCUCAUUGAAAUUCUUAGAGACUUCUUGAUUUUAUUGGACAUUCUAUGUAUUCAAAUAUGGGGGCAGUGCCUACAUGGCACCUUCUAUUACAUUGAUCAUGAUUUUGAUUUUUGAGCUGCCAUAACUUUUUAGAACAAGGGUAUAUUAGUUUAGUACAUUUUUAUCUUUUUUUUGCCUUUGCUUUAUUUUUCUUGUAUAAAAAAUGUACAUGAUUUUGCUUCAAGUGCGACUGGUUUCAAUGAGUAGUUUUAUCUCAGACAGAGAGUAGAGUAGAUUUUUAGACAGUAUUUCUCUCUCUAGGGCUUUUUUUACUACCAUAAUUUUUGGCAACGAGGCAAGCAGCCCCUGCCCAGUGACGUGCCCACUACUGGCCACAUUUUGACCAGAAAUGAGGACAUCUCGGCCGCGUCUGACAAAGAAGACCUACAGAUAAGUUUAAUAUUUAGGCGCAAAAUAUCUGUAAAUACUUCGGGCGUAUACCAUGGUAGACGUCUCGCGGGGUUAUCUCGAAAAAUAAUUUUGUCAGGUUGUAUUUAAGAUUUAUAGCAUCCUUUCUUUUAUUUUAUUACUCGCACUCUGGUAGUGGAGCACGUGCGUUUUUUUUAUUAAUCAAUAUAUUGUGAUUCAUUUGA